GAGUACUGCUGUUUAUCAACUAGAAUCAAGCAGACGUGUUGCGAUUUUUAUUUAGUUUUAGUGUUAUGUGAAGACGAUACGAGUUAUUGUGCAUAAGAAUUUGGAGUGUUUAGGCAUUCUUAUUAUUUAUUUUGUGUUUAGUUUGUUUUAGAUUGGAACAAUGUCUACGUCAUCAUUACUGACUCGGCCAGGCCAAAUACCUCUGGACGAGGAGUACCAGAAAAAUACCGGCAUCACUCCUGAAGACAUCGCUCAGCUGAGAGCCUGGCUCGACACGCAGCCUCAUCUACCAGCUGGCCAUAUCACCGAUCUGGACCUCAUACUGGCGUACCACUGCUGUAAUAAAAGCUUCGCUGUUGCUAAGGAAGUCCUGGACCUGAAUCUCACACUGAGGACUCUCUUCACCAACUACUUCAAGAACAGGACUAUAGAAAAACCGUUCCCAGGUUUUGAUUCAUGCCUUUUUACCCCGCUGGACAUCCGCACGAAGAGCGGCCAGGCCGUGUUCUACGCCAGGCUGAUAGAUUACGAUCCCAAGAAUUUUAAUUUCUGCAGCGCUGUCAAAGCAUACCUGAUGGUGACGGACAUCUGGCAGUACAAGGAGGGGACGUGGCCGGGCUUCGUGUUUAUGAUCGACCUGGACCGCAUCGUGCUCAGCCAUCUCACCAAGCUGGACAUCCAGACCAUGCAGCAGUUCCUCUACUUCCUUCAGGAAGGAAUGUUAGUGAAGCUACAAGGGCUUCAUUUUCUGAACGCGCCGUCAUUCAUGGACAAGUUGAUGAUGAUCAUCAAGCCGUUCCUGAAAAAGGAGCUGAUGGAGGUGCUGCACAUCCACCAGAUCGGCUCGAGGUCGCUUGAGGAGUUCGUGCCCAUGGCCGGUCUGCCCAAGGACGCUGGCGGCGAGUUCAAGACUAUAGAACAGUGCAGCAAGGAUAUCAUAGCUGUGGUAAAUGCGAACGCAGAUUACUUCAUAGCCGAGAGCAACAAGAGGGUGGUCGAGGCUAAGAGGCCAGGGAAACCCAAGACCAUCUCGGACAUAUUUGGUGGAGUGGAAGGCUCCUUCAAGAAACUAGAUAUCGAUUAGCGUCAAAAUUUGAUCAAUAUAUUCGCCUGUCGUCAAUCGAUUCAAUAUUUUCGAAAGCUGAUCUAAAAAUAGAUUAAUCCAUUUUAAUUUACGAUUUUUCUCUUAGAGUAAGUACUUUAAGUACAAUCGAUCGCGGAAAUAAUGAAUUUAUUCGAUUUCGAUUUUAUAGUUUCUAUGUAUAUUCUUCGUUUUAAUUAAGUAAUUAACUUAUAUUUAAUAGGUAAGUAUCUAUAUUAUGUUUUUAUGGUGAUGUAAAUAUAUUUUUAUACAUGGGAAAUAGGCGAUAAAAAUUAAACAUAUAAUCAAUAAAA
This is a messenger RNA of Plodia interpunctella (Indianmeal moth), 1395 nucleotides long. RefSeq names its product clavesin-1-like. The record is from RefSeq and is a predicted model, not a curated record. The transcript is spliced from 7 exons. NCBI's taxonomy places the organism in Eukaryota, Metazoa, Arthropoda, Insecta, Lepidoptera, Pyralidae. Gene Ontology annotation, molecular function: phosphatidylinositol bisphosphate binding. Gene Ontology annotation, cellular component: membrane. Bases 161 to 1084 code for a protein of 307 amino acids.